This is a messenger RNA of Spirodela intermedia, 1798 nucleotides long. The record is from the annotation of a GenBank genome assembly. NCBI's taxonomy places the organism in Eukaryota, Viridiplantae, Streptophyta, Magnoliopsida, Alismatales, Araceae.
AUGGCGGUGGCCGCCGCUCUCUCCCUCCUGCUCCUCCUCGUCCUCACCGGAGGUGAGCUGAGACCCACCCACUACCGCCACUCCCGCUUCUGAAGUCUCCCACUAACUGGUUGUUUGUUUGUUUCUCCCUCUUCUCAGGUGCCGCCGCCGGUCUGGGCGUGAACUACGGCAGACUGGGGAGCAAGCUACCGCCGCCGGCCGCGGUGGCGCGCUUCCUCGCCGAGAGCACCGUCUUCGACCACGUGAAGCUCUUCGACUGCGACGCUACCACGGUGGCGGCCUUCGCCGGCACGGGUAUCGCCGUGGACGUCGCCAUAGCCAACGAGCUCAUCCCCAACCUCACCGAUCUCGCCUUCGCCCAGCGGUGGGUCGCAGAUAACGUCCUGCCCCACGCCGCCACCACCCACAUCGCCCGCGUCCUCGUCGGCAACGAGGUCGCCUCCGCCGGCGACCGGUCCCUCGCCGCCGCCCUCGUGAUGGCCAUGCAGAACCUCCACACGGCGCUCGCCGGCGCCGCCCUACAGGACCGGGUCAAAGUCUCCUCCCCGCAUUCCAUGGCGGUGUUGACCUCCUCGUCGCCCCCGUCGACGGGGAGGUUCCGACAGGGCUACAACGGCGCCGAGGUCGUCGGGCCUCUGCUGAGCUUCCUAAGGUCAACAGGGUCGCCCUUCAUGGUCAACGCCUACCCCUUCUUCGGGUUCUCCCCCGAGACGCUGGACUUGGCACUGUUCCGGGAGAGCCCCGGGGUGGUUGACCCCGCCACGGGGUUGACCUACACGAACAUGCUGGACGCACAGCUGGACGCCGUGUUCUCCGCCAUGGCGGCGCUUGGCUUCGCCGACGUGGAGAUCGCGGUGGCGGAGUCCGGGUGGCCGUCGGCUGGGGAGCCGUGGGAGGUCGGCGCUGGCGUGGAAAACGCGCGGCAGUACAACGGUAACUUCCUCCGGCGAGUCUCCUCCGGUGCCGGCACGCCGCUGAUGCCCAACAGGACCUUUGAGGCCUUUGUCUUCUCCCUCUUCAACGAGGAUCUCAAGCCCGGGCCGGCCUCCGAGAGGAACUACGGCCUCUUCUUGCCGGACUUCUCCCCCGUCUACGACGUCGGAGUGGUGCUGCGGCCGCCGGCGACAGCGGCGCCGCUGCCGAUGAGGGCGGCGUCGUGGUGCUUGCCGAAGCCGAACACGGACGAGAAGUCUCUGCAGGAGAACAUUGAUUUUGUCUGUGGAAGGGGGGGCAUGGAGUGCAUGGCUAUUCGGCCCGGCGGCGCCUGCUUCUUGCCUGAUACUCUCCAAGCCCACGCUGCCUUCGCCAUGAACGCCUUCUACCAGGCGGCCGCACACAGUCCCUCCGCCUGCGACUUUGGCCAGACCGGGCUCGUCACUCUGGAAGACCCAAGUACCCAUCUCUCUCUCUCUCUCUCUCUGUCUCGCUAUCCUCCUGUUCCUCUCUUUCCCUCUCUCUCCCCCCAUCUCUCUGUAUUUCUCUCCCUCUCUCUAUCCCCCUCUUCCUCUCUCUUUCUCUCUCUCCCUCUCUCUCUCUCUCUCUCCCCUCUCUCUCUCUCAUUCUCUCUCCCCUUCUCUUUCCCUCUCCCUCUCUUUCUCUCUCUCCCUCUCUCCCCCCCUCUCCCCCUCCCCCUUUCUCUCUCUACCCCUCUCUCUUUUCUCUUUCUCUUUCCUCCUUUCUGUUCCUCUUUCUCUCUUCCCCCCUCCCCUUCCUCCUUCUCUCUCCCUCUCUCUCUCUCCAUUGCUAAUCUGGUACAACUCUCUGCGCAGGCUACGGAAGCUGCAAGUAUGGGGCCUGA